AAUCCAUUACCUAACCACCACGGUGUCUCAUUGGACCAAACAGCAAUACCGCAAGUGAUGUCCGAAUUACCGAAGCUCAUUAACAAUGCGACAGAUGCCUCGCUUACCAGCGACGAUUGGUCGCUUAGCUUCGAAGUGGUUGAUGAAAUCAACAGCUCGCCGGAGAAGAACGCGGCGCGCGCGGUGGAGCUCCUCACCCAGCGAUUAUCGCUCUCUCCUCCCAACGGCAACGUUCUCAUGCGGACGCUCAACCUCAUUCUCGCAUGCUCGGAGAACUGUGGCUCGCGAUUCAACCAGCAAAUCAGCUCGGAGGACUUCUUGGACAAGGUGUUGAAGGCAAAGUUGAUGAAAAACCCCAAGGUGCACAACAGCGUCAAAACCAAGGUGGUGGAUGUUGUGGGGAAGAUGACAGAGUCGGCGAGCAUCAGGAACGACCCGUCGCUCCACAAGCCGUUGGUCAAGUUCCACAAGAAGUUGUUCCAAAAGUAUCCCGGGUUGGCGUAUGCCGAUGGGGAAUCUGAUUCGAUAUUCAGUGCCCCGGCUAAGCCGCUGAAAAGCAAGUUGUCAGAGGACCAGCGUCGGGAGGAGGAGGAAUUGAACCGGGUGUUGCAGUUAUCUCUCCAAGAAUUCGAGUCACCGAAGGCUCAGCACCGUCAAAACAGCUUUGAGGGCCAGCAUCCGGCAUCCGGUUUAGAUAAAAACCUUCCACAAGCUCCACAGCAGCAGACGCCCCCGAAGAUUACCAAGGUCAAAGCCCUCUACUCCCUAGCCUCCAAUGAGCCAGAUGAACUAUCGUUUGACAAGGGUGACGUGAUCCACGUCUUAAAGCCAAUCUACAAGGAUUGGUGGCAGGGCACGUUGAACGGAAAACAGGGUAUUUUCCCGCUAAACUACGUGGUACCCAUCUACAAAGCGACGCCGGAGCAGGAACAGCGCGAGUUGCGCGAGGAGGACGAUGUGUUGCAAAAUGGGAGGAUGAUGCUGGAGGUGGACGAGCUCAUCCACAUGUUGACACAUGCCACCACUGCGGGUGGAACCCAGAACUCAGCCCGGAUCGACGAGAUGUAUGCCAAGCUAGUCAAAUCGCAGCCGUUUGUGGCGGAAAGGUUGUCCAAGUAUGAGAACCAGAAGCAGGAGUUGGUGAGCGUCAACCAGAUGUUGUUGAAGAGCGAACGCGAAUUUACAAAAAGGCAGGCAGAGGAGCAGGAGAAGGCGAGACAGCAGCAACAACAACAACAGCAACAGCACUUCUACCCCCAGCCCCAGUUUGGGAGGUCGCCGUAUCCCGCUACCGAGAACUACUUACCCACCGCUCCGCAAGCCCAGCCUCCGUGGUACUCGCAGUAUCAAGAACAGGCACAACCUCAGGAACAGCCUCAAGGGCAGACACAGGGUUAUGCACCACAGACCUCACAACAAAGCAACCAAUUUCUGUACCCUCCGCUGUACCCACCUGUGUAAACGAUAUUUGAGAUUUACG
Messenger RNA from Babjeviella inositovora NRRL Y-12698, 1480 nucleotides. It is a transcript of the gene HSE1, whose product is annotated as ESCRT-0 subunit protein. Gene Ontology annotation, molecular function: phosphatidylinositol binding; ubiquitin binding. Gene Ontology annotation, cellular component: ESCRT-0 complex. The transcript has a single exon. Gene Ontology annotation, biological process: protein transport to vacuole involved in ubiquitin-dependent protein catabolic process via the multivesicular body sorting pathway. Bases 58 to 1461 code for a protein of 467 amino acids. The record is from RefSeq and is a predicted model, not a curated record. NCBI's taxonomy places the organism in Eukaryota, Fungi, Ascomycota, Pichiomycetes, Serinales.